AUGCCUUCCUUCCAACAUUUAAUCAUCAUCCUCUUCUCAUCAUUGCUCCUCCACUUCUCCCAAGCUGACGUUGGCACCGCUUCCCACUAUGGUCCCCCCUUUUUACCGACGGCGUGUUUUGGGGGAGGUGCGUCGCAGUUUCCGUCGACCAACAUGUUUGGUUCGGCUGGAGAGGGUAUAUGGGACAAUGGCGCAGCAUGUGGGAGGCUGUACGAGGUGAGAUGCAUCAGUGCAGCUGUUGCAAGAACUUGCAUUCCUGGUCAAACGGUUCAGAUUAAGAUUGUUGAUAGAGCACAAUCCUCUGUUUCUAGGCCUUCAACUGAUGAUACCUCCAUGGUUCUUUCCACCACUGCUUUUCAAGUCAUUGCAAAUGUUUCUUCACCAUUGAUUAACAUUGAAUUCCAACAGGUUUGA
Messenger RNA from Lathyrus sativus (Indian pea), 414 nucleotides. NCBI's taxonomy places the organism in Eukaryota, Viridiplantae, Streptophyta, Magnoliopsida, Fabales, Fabaceae. The record is from the annotation of a GenBank genome assembly.